Messenger RNA from Acromyrmex echinatior (Panamanian leafcutter ant), 2496 nucleotides. RefSeq lists its product as uncharacterized. The record is from RefSeq and is a predicted model, not a curated record. Gene Ontology annotation, molecular function: peptide binding; zinc ion binding; metalloaminopeptidase activity. Gene Ontology annotation, cellular component: cytoplasm; membrane. NCBI's taxonomy places the organism in Eukaryota, Metazoa, Arthropoda, Insecta, Hymenoptera, Formicidae. Gene Ontology annotation, biological process: proteolysis; peptide catabolic process.
UCGGCGACAAAAAUUCAUUAUUUUACUAAUAAUACGUACCAUGAGAUUGUUCCUAUAAUGCACCAAAUACACAAAAAAAGCCAAACUAUCGAAAUUGUCUUUGAUUAUCCUUUUCUACGAAACGUCAAUAUUUAUCGAGUAACUAUGGAAUUUCUCGGGAGUAUAACUGAUGAUAAAGGAGGAAUUGUCAAAAGAUUUUACAUAAACGAUAAAAACAAAAAAUCAUGGUUAUUCAUAGCUGAUUUGCGAGGGGCUGGGGCCCGACAGAUAUUUCCGUGCUGGGAUGAGCCGGAUACCAGGACCAAUUUUACUAUUUCCAUAAAGCAUGAUCAAUAUUAUAGGGCUUUAUCGAAUACAAAAGUUACUAAUAUGUUCAGCGUUAAGCAUGAAAAGAAUUGGACACAUUUCGAACCAACCGCUAAAAUAUCUCCUCACCAUGUAAUGAUUUUAUUGCACGAUUUUAAACAAAUUGAUGACUCAAACAUAUGGUGCAGAGAACAAGUACAACAAGACAUGGAAUUCUUACAGUUAAUUGUUAACUUUACCACACUUUAUUUAAAAUUUAACGACAUAAUAUUUCUAGACACAGUGAUGCAUGUUGUAAUUCCAGAUUUCUUAGACUUAGGCAUGCAAAGUUGGGGAAUUAUUCUUUAUAGAGAGACUAAUGUCCUCUACGAUAAAAAAUUAGAUUUUAUUGCUUGGAAAUUUGAAGUGGCAUUCAUGAUAGCACGUAAAAUCACACAUCAAUACAUUGGCAAUCUCGUAGCCCAACCUUCAUGGUUCCAUCUUUGGUUAAACGAGGGUAUUGCUACAUUUUUGGCAAUUAAUAUUGUCAAUCAGUACUUUUCACCAGAUUAUUAUCAAUUGUUGGAUUUAUUUGAUGUGAAAUUUCAACAUGAAUCUCUCCGUUUGAAUGAUUAUUAUAAUAUGUCUCUCGUAUACGAAAUUGAUACACCAUCUGACAUUAAUUCAAUUUUUUCUUUUACUCAUUAUAUUAAAGCACCUGUCUUUAUACGUUCAUUAGAUAAAAUGCUACCUGAAGAUAUACUUCAUAUAAGUAUCAACGAUUAUAUAUUAAAUUACAAGUUUAAAUCUGUCAAUACUUCGACAACUCCUUUUGAAAAGUUUUUGGGUAUCAUAAAAAAAAAUCUAAUAGAGGAAGCUAAUUAUAUUAUAGAACCUAUCGACGUAAUAAAGAUAUUCACUCAAUGGGCAAAACAAGAGCGCUAUCCCGUGUUGAAGGUGCAGCGAACAUUUUCCUUCCUAUCUUUCCUAAGAGAGGUUAAAGUACAUAUAGUUGAACCAUGCCCCAAAAAUUUGUCGAUACCUGUAACUUAUAUUACACAGAGGAAUCCUUAUCUUAUACAUAACGCAUGGCUAGAAAAGUCAAAUUUUUUAUCUAUUUACGUUUACAGUAAUCACUGGAUCAUUAUUAAUAUACAACAAGCUGGAUAUUAUCGUGUUAAUUAUGACAACGAUACUUGGCAAUUACUUGGAGACUAUCUAAAUUCAAUGGAAUAUUAUAAUAUACAAGUUUUGAAUCGUGCUCAAAUCAUAGAUGAUGCAUAUUAUUUUUUGUCAACAAACAAACUUGAUUUCAAGCUAUUCAAAACACUCACGUAUUAUUUAUCAAAAGAAACAGAUUAUAUAGCGUGGUAUCCUAUGUUCAAAAUUUUAGAACAGAUAUCGGGAUUUUUCUCAUUUCCACAAAGUUCCGAAGUUAAGGAACACUUUCGGAAUAUCUUAGAUAAUGUUUUGAAGAACAUUGGAUAUUUAGACAUUAUAGAGGAGAAUGAAUUUACUAAAAGUUUAAGAUUUGAAGCCGCAAGAUGGGCAUGCCUUCUGAAGUCUGAAGACUGUACUAAUUCUGCUAUUUCUCAUUUAAUACGAUUUUAUGAAAAGCCAGAUCCUAAGACCAAUCCGAUUGUAGCGUUAGGAGACAUGAUUUAUAAUCAUUUACAUUCUAAAAAACAAAUUAACACACAUUCUAGAAUCUUUCCGGGAUGGAAGGAAUGGAUGUAUCGUAACGGAAUGAUGUUAGCAAACAAUAUUACUUGGAACAAAGUGUUAACUGCAGAUGCAUUAGACAAUAAACGUUUAGAAUAUCUAGCAUGUUCCGAAAAUAAUAUUAUCAUUAUUAACUAUAUCGAUCAAUUGAUAUCGGGAUAUUUUACUGAAUUAAAACAUCGCAUUACAGUUUUUCAUUCUAUUAUUGCAAGACAUGCAAAGAAUGAUUUAAUACUCAAUUAUAUAUUAAUCAAUUUUGAAAAAAUAGUAUCAAUAAUACCCAGCAAAAUUGAAACGCUUAUAGCGGUAGCAGACAUUAUCAAUUAUAUAUAUUCUACACAACAAAUUGACAAGGUGAAAUAUACACUAUUAGAAAAAGUAUAUUCUUCUUUUAAUCUUUAUUACAUUGAUAAAAAAAUAGAGUUACGAUUGUUACAAAUACAGAAACACAUUGGCUACUUCGAGAGAUUUUUAAAGACAAAGAAUUAA